This is a messenger RNA of Arvicola amphibius (Eurasian water vole), 2061 nucleotides long. RefSeq names its product solute carrier family 29 member 4 (gene Slc29a4). Gene Ontology annotation, molecular function: monoamine transmembrane transporter activity; nucleoside transmembrane transporter activity. Bases 1 to 1578 code for a protein of 525 amino acids. Gene Ontology annotation, biological process: nucleoside transmembrane transport. The record is from RefSeq and is a predicted model, not a curated record. Lineage: Eukaryota; Metazoa; Chordata; Mammalia; Rodentia; Cricetidae. Gene Ontology annotation, cellular component: plasma membrane. The transcript is spliced from 10 exons.
AUGGGCUCCAUUGGAAGCCAGCGCCUCAAGGAGUCCUGUGUGGCAGCCACAUCUGGCCAGAGUGUGGUGACAAGCUUCAGCUUUGACAAUUUCCAGCUAGAGACAACAGCAGAGGGGGCUCAGGAUCCAAGUGUCAGAGUCAGGGGUGUCCCCACUUUCACAGACUCCGCUGUAGAGGAACCUGUGCCAGAUGACCGCUACCAUGCCAUCUACUUUGCCAUGCUGCUGGCUGGCGUGGGCUUCCUACUGCCAUACAACAGCUUUAUCACCGACGUGGACUAUCUUCACCACAAGUACCCAGGGACCUCCAUUGUGUUCGACAUGAGCCUCACCUAUAUCUUGGUGGCGCUGGCGGCUGUGCUGCUGAACAACGUUGUGGUGGAGAGGCUGAACCUGCACACCAGGAUCACCACAGGCUACCUCCUUGCCUUGGGUCCCUUGCUCUUCAUCAGCAUAUGCGAUGUGUGGCUGCAGCUCUUCUCUCACGACCAGGCUUAUGCCAUCAACCUGGCUGCCGUGGGCACCGUGGCUUUUGGAUGCACAGUGCAGCAAUCCAGCUUCUAUGGCUACACGGGACUACUGCCCAAGAGGUACACGCAAGGCGUGAUGACUGGAGAGAGUACUGCAGGGGUGAUGAUCUCUCUGAGCCGGAUCCUCACGAAACUGCUGCUCCCGGAUGAGCGUGCCAGCACCAUCAUCUUCUUCCUGGUCUCCGCGGGGCUGGAGCUGCUCUGCUUCCUGCUGCACCUGUUGGUGCGGCGUAGCCGCUUCGUGCUCUACUACACCACACGGCCUCGUGACAGCCGCCCCGUCCGGGCAGGCUACCGGGUGCACCAUGAUGUCGCCUCAGGAGACAUCCACUUUGAGCACCAAACCCCAUCCCUGUCCAGCAGCAGGUCCCCGAAGGACAGCCCAGCCCAUGAGGUGACCCACAGCAGCAGUGGGGCCUACAUGCGUUUCGAUGUGCCUCAUCCGCGAGUCAAACGGAGCUGGCCCACCUUCAGGGCUCUGCUGUUGCACCGAUAUGUUGUGGCGCGGGUCAUCUGGGCCGACAUGCUGUCCAUUGCGGUCACCUAUUUCAUUACACUGUGCCUGUUCCCUGGCCUGGAGUCCGAGAUCCGCCACUGUGUGCUGGGCGAGUGGCUGCCCAUCCUCGUCAUGGCCGUGUUCAACUUAUCAGACUUCGUAGGCAAGAUCCUGGCAGCCUUACCCGUGGACUGGCGGGGCACUCAUCUGCUUGCCUGUUCUUGCCUCCGCGUGGUCUUCAUCCCUCUGUUCAUUCUGUGCGUCUACCCCAGUGGCAUGCCCACCCUCCGCCACCCCGCCUGGCCCUGCGUCUUCUCGCUGCUCAUGGGCAUCAGCAAUGGCUACUUUGGCAGUGUGCCCAUGAUCCUGGCAGCCGGGAAAGUGAGCCCCAAGCAGCGGGAGCUGGCAGGAAAUACCAUGACCGUGUCCUAUAUGUCGGGGCUAACCCUGGGCUCUGCUGUGGCCUACUGCACCUACAGCCUCACCCGUGAUGCCCACAGCAGCUGCUUCCAAACGGCCACCGCCAACGACUCCAUCCCUGUCGGCCCCUGAGCUAGGCCCACCUGACCCUGCCCACUGCCCAGGGAGGGCUGCUCAGGCCAGCCACCCCAAGGCCUGAGGACCCUCCCCACCCCUGCCUCAGUGCCUGCGGGGUCCUGGCCGCCUCCUAAGCCACUAAUGCCACCUCGCCACUUCAUUCCAGUUGCCCACUGCAACUGGAACUUGCCUUCAUCACCCGGGGCGCUUCCUACCCCACGUUCUGUGUUUGCUCAGACACCUGCUCUUCACCCUCUAUGUCCAGAGGCCCGACAUCUGUCACGUCAGCGUGUUGGGGUCAUUCAGACUCAAAGCCACCAGAAUGGCUGCUCACAAGUCUGAGUGACUCCCUUCCCUAUGACCCCACCAUGGGGUCUGCUACAAAAAUCCAUGGUCGUCAAUGUGGUUUUCACUUAUUGGGUAGGUGGCACAUUCUCAUGAGUAUUAGAAAUCCUGAAGGAAAGGGACAGUCCCCAGUUCCAUUCUGUCCCCUUCUUA